Messenger RNA from Danio aesculapii, 560 nucleotides. RefSeq names its product E3 SUMO-protein ligase ZBED1-like. The coding region runs from base 10 to 444 and encodes 144 amino acids. Gene Ontology annotation, molecular function: protein dimerization activity. The record is from RefSeq and is a predicted model, not a curated record. The transcript is spliced from 2 exons. NCBI's taxonomy places the organism in Eukaryota, Metazoa, Chordata, Actinopteri, Cypriniformes, Danionidae.
GAUGAGGGGAUGGCAUCUAAAGAAGAUGAUGAAGACGCUGUGGAUGAAGGAGAGCAAUUCAUGGAAGGAGUGAGCAGUCAAGGUCGGAAUCCAAGGCCGUCUUGUCCACUGGCUGCCCUUCUUGGUGAACGAUACGGUGGUGGUGCAGCACAAACCAAGAAAAAUACCCAAGAGGACGAGGCCAAGGAGCAGAUGACCCGCUACAAGGAGGCGGAUCUCCUGGAAGUGAAAGAAGAUCCACUGGUCUGGUGGAAGGAGCACCAGUGUCAGUAUCCACUAUUGUCACAACUAGCUAAAAGGUACCUCUGUAUCCCUGGCACCAGUGUUUCCUCUGAGAGGGGCUUUUUCACCGCCGUAGAUAUCAUCACUGCUCAAAGAAGUGCACUUCUCCCAGAGCAUGUGGAUCAAAUUAUUUUCCUGAACAAAAAUCUGAAGACAACGUAGAUCACUUGGUCUGCAGUUAUGUGGAGAGGAGAGUUUGUUUAGUGUUCACUUAAGGCCUUAAGCUACUUUGCUAAGAUGGGUACAAUUUUAUUCAACUUGAAUUAUUGUCUGGCUGC